Molecule: messenger RNA, 3531 nt
Organism: Pseudonaja textilis
Lineage: Eukaryota; Metazoa; Chordata; Lepidosauria; Squamata; Elapidae
Source: RefSeq, a predicted model, not a curated record
AUGUACAUUACUAGCUAUCCAGGGCCACAAAAGGGCUAUGCGUUGGACACAGCUGAUCUAAUUCAUCUGUCCGGAGCUAAGCUACCUUUUUUUUUUUUUAACAAGACUUCCCUGAAGAAGAAAAAGAAGUCUAUGUCAGAGAGGCAGAUGACUCUUCAGCCCCCCAAUGUAGAAAAUAUCUCAGCCAGUCUUCAACAGGAUGAGGCAGAAGAAACAAAAGAGGAUUCUUUGGGAGAAAAACUGUCAAAUUCUGAUAAACUCCUACUCGGAACAGAGGAUAGUGAUGCUACAGAGUGCAUUGUAAGGCUUCCAUAUGAUUUUGCUGAUUUACCUGAUAGUUGUGUAGAUACAGAUGUGUUGUGUUCUACCCAUACUGACCACGUAGAUUCUCAGAAAGAGGAAAAAUCUUUAACAGAGACUGCUCCAGAAGAUAAAAUCAAUUCACAGGGCCAGCAAAGCCAGCACUCUCUGAAACAUACUGAAGAAACAAAAGAAGAUGGUUUGGACAAGGAAAAUGAAACAAUUCAAAACCUUAAAGACAUAGAGAAGACAUGCCCAGACGUCCAACAUACAACAUCCAAACUAAUGUCUGAAGUCUAUUCUCAGAAGACACUUGAAUGCCUUACACCAGAAGUAAAUCAACAGAACUCAGUUAAAAAACUGGUAAUAAAUAAUUCCCAGUCUCAUCAAGAUAAUGGCUUUCUCGGCUAUGGAGUUUUUCUGGCAAUAAUGGUGGCGUUGAUUGCUAUUUUCAUAAGUUGCCAUUGUUACUACACUUUACACCCUCCAAAUGUGCCGAAAAAUCCAGUGGUGGAAGUCUUCCUAUCAAAGUUCAAUCCACUGAAAGAUAUCUUCCCAGGUCAGAGUCCUCAGCUGUGGGGACGAGUACGGAAAAUAUUGCAGAAACACCUUAAUACAUCCUACCACACCGAACCAGCUAUCUUAAUCUUUACUGCUGCCCAGGAAGCUAAAUCAACUCUGAAGUGCCUGAGCACCCAGAUUGCCGGUGCCUAUUCAUCAUCCCUGGGAGGCAGCACAGUCCACGUUGAUGGAAUUUCUAAAUCCACUCUAAGCAAUGAUCUUGCAAAGCUAGCAGUUGAUGAGGAGCUGAGUGUUGGUUUCCAUGGAGAAGGAAAGGCAGCAGUAGUACAUCAUUUUGAAUCCUUGCCUGCAAGUUCCACCUUAAUCUUUUACAAAUACUGUGACCAUGAGAGUGCUGCUUUCAAAGAUGUGGCACUGAUUUUGACAGUUUUGCUGGAGAAUGAGAAGUUGGAUCCUAGCAUUAGCCUACAGACUGUGGAGGAAAAUGUGCGGGACUUCCUCUGGGCCAAAUUCACAAACUCUGACUCACCCAGUUCUUAUGACCUUAUGGAUACUGAUAAGCUAAGUGGGCUCUGGAGCCGCAUAUCCCACUUAGUCAUGCCUGUUUGUCCUGUGCCAUUUAUAGAAGAUAAUGGCUGCUUUCAACAAGUGGGGAAUAAAGAAGACUUCACUUUUAAAAAUUAAAGGAAAAAGAAGAACCAACUUUCCAUCUGCAGUCUUCUGAAAAAUUUGCACAAAUCAGAUUUUUUUUUGAUUGCCUGAAAGGACUAGAGGUAUUAAGAUAAAACAAACUAAUUUUAAAUAAAUCAUGGAUUGUGAUGUUGAUUUUGAUUAUGGCUUUCAUAACAAACCAGAAAAGAAAUUACUGAAUUAUUUUUAUUGUUGAGUUGGCAUUUGCAAUGUAAUUUAAUGCAAUAUCUUUAACAAGUAUAGUUUGCACAUUUAUAUAUUCAAAACAAGCUUGCCAUUGGAGAAAAAUGGAAAGCCUACUCUUAAAAUUUUUCCUCAGUGUCUUAUGAAUAGAAUGGAUAGCUUAACCUAGAACUACUAAUUGGCAUGUGAGAAUUCUAGUAAUUAACUAAUGAUUAUGUGAACUCCUCCUCCUAAGCCAGGGCUGUCAAACUUGUGGGCCAGAAGCAUUAUGUGCUGGUCAUGCCUACCCCCGGUUUAGCGAAGGGGAAAAAAGUCACAUAUGUCACAUGACUCGGCCAUGACGACACAAGUUUGACACCCCUGUCGUAAGCAAAAACUACAAAGUUCAGCAUAUUUGCACAAGAUCUCCUUAUACUAGUUCAGUCAACUUACUGAAAAUUAGAAGUUGAUAUUAAGCUAAUUGCAAAAUAACUAGGUAAUUUUCUGAAUUUAUGCAGUUAAUGUAUUGAAUUUAUAAAAAGGUUUUUUUAAUACAGACUCCACGGAUUGAGAUGUCAAAUAAGUCAAAUGCACUGUAUUUGUGCAUCUAAACAUAUUUUCUAAAUGGUAAUUCUAAAAUUAGCUUUUACUAUAACGUGAUAUACUACAGUAUUUCUAUAUAUAUAGAAGCUGUUAUAUAUUGAUUUCUUCUCAGUUUUGGUGAUUUUCAAUUUAUGAUGUAAACUGCAAUUCCUUCCAAAGAUGCAAUAUAAGUAUCCUAUUGGGAACAGAAUAUGAUGUCAGUAUACCAUUUCAUCUAGUUUAGUAUUUUUUUCAGCCACUGAUUAGGACUGUUCUACUUAUCUGGCUAUAUUGACACUGAAGGUGACUAAGAAUUCUUACAACUACUAUUGUAAAAAAAAUGACGGGUAUAGUUGAAAAAGCUACCUUAGAAAUUACAUAAGUAUAAUACAAUUCCUUUCUAGUAAUAAAUUGGGACUAUCUAGUUAGUGACUACAAAGUUCAGAGAGUUAGGAAAAUUAUGUAGUUGCUUCACUGAAGUGAUACUGGGUUAACAAACACAGAUGCCUGUAAAGAAUUGACAGCAAACAUACGGUAGCUGCAGUACAUAGAAAUUAUUUUCAUUUUAUUUAACUUUAUUGAAAAUGAAAUUGGAAUCUUCCCUUGCAAACCAUGCUACAUAUAUUUCUAUACUUUGUGACAGUUACAAUCUAUAUGAGAAUCUCCAUUCUGUUUUAGUAAAUAUUUCUCCUGGACAAACAAACUGAAUCUGUUUUCAUUUGAAGAUCCGGUUUUAGCACAGAUUGGUGCUGGGUAGAGCUCUUCAGAUUCUAGUUGACUAAAUUGAUGAGCAAUGUGAAAGUAGGGCAACUCACGCAAGCAUCUAUUGAUGCUAGUCUGCACUGAAAUUAAAAUUUCUGUUCUCAAAUUAAUAGGACUACAAAAACUUGGAAUAAGGCAGUAGCAUACCACUUCCAAAGUAGUGCCAAAACCCCUUGCAUGAAUAGAUCUGGGUAAUUACCAGGGGUAAAAUUCAAUUCAAGACAAUUUUUAUCUUUUUAAUAAAUGUACAUAAUAAACCACUAUACAAGAUAAAAUUGGUUCUAACUUAAUGUUAGUGAUGUGUUUGACCCAUUGAAUUCAACAAGGCUAAAGCUGGUCAACACUGUCUUGUCUCAUUGGUUUCAAUGGAAUUAAAGUGGGAUGUGGUUCAAGUCUAAUGUAGCAGAUACGAAGUAAGUAAGUACAGCUCUCUUUCAACAGCAGUCUUCAAAUAUAUACUGAGAACUCAUCAUUCUCUACCCAAGAUAUUCUGAAUAUAUUUUCUAACAAACU